Messenger RNA from Ictidomys tridecemlineatus (thirteen-lined ground squirrel), 3252 nucleotides. The record is from RefSeq and is a predicted model, not a curated record. NCBI's taxonomy places the organism in Eukaryota, Metazoa, Chordata, Mammalia, Rodentia, Sciuridae.
GGGGUGGAGGGAGCAUCACAAUGGCUUUCAGGUCAAAGGCAGGUGUGUGGCUGGCAGGGUCCUGGCUGUGCCUGUGCAAGGUGAGAGCCCUGGGCACCAGUGCAGCUCUGGGUGCCAAGGCAGUGCUGCCCUUUGAAGCCAUACCCCAGUGUGCAGGCAACAAGUGGCUGAGGGUGCUACAGAUCUGGAAGGAGCAGGGCCAGGAGAACUUGCACCUGCAGAUGCACCGGGCUUUCCAGGAGCUGGGACCCAUUUUCAGGUAUGAAGUGGGAAGAACACAGAUAGUAUCUGUGAUGCUGCCUGAAGAUGCUGAGAAGCUGCAUCAGAUGGAGAGCCUGCAGCCCUGGCGGAAGCCCCUGGAGCCCUGGAUGGUCUACAGAGAGCACCGAGGACAGAAGCCCCUGGGCGUAUUCUUGCUGAAUGGAGCUGAAUGGAGAUUCAACCGUCUGCGGCUGAAUCCAGUCGUGUUGUCAGGAAAGGCCGUGCAGAAGUUCAUCCCCAUGGUGGACGAGGUGGCAAGAGACUUCUCCGAGGCCCUGAAGAAGAAGGUGCUGCAGAAUUCCCGGGGGAGCCUGACCCUGGAUGUCCAGACCAGCAUCUUCCACUAUACCAUCGAAGCCAGCAACUUCACUCUUUUUGGAGAGCGGCUGGGCCUAUUUGGCCCACACCAGAACACUGGCAGCCUAAAGUUCAUUCAUGCGCUGGAGGCCAUGUUCCAGUCCACUGCUCAGCUCAUGUUCCUGCCCAAGAGCCUGUCCCGCUGGAUGAGCUCCCAGGUGUGGCAGGAACACUUUCAGGCCUGGGACUACAUCUCUGAGUAUGUCGGGGGACAUGGGUGUCUGGAGUUGUGGGGUGCCAGGGCUCUGUGCUGCUCGGGGCACGCCCUUCCCCUCCAGGGGAGGGUGUCCUCAUGGAGGGGUGCCCUGGGGCUGGGGCGCCUGGCCAGUGCCGUGGUCUGAGCCUUGUCCCCGUGGCUCCUGCAGACAGCCUUCCCCUUGGUGAUGACGCUCUUUGAGCUGGCUCGGAACCCCAAUGUGCAGGAGGCCCUACGCCAGGAGAGCCUGGCAGCAGAGGCCAGCAUCUCUGCAAACCCCCAGAGGGCCCCCUCAGAGCUGCCCCUGCUGCGGGCUGCCCUCAAGGAGACCUUGCGGCUCUACCCAGUAGGAAGCAUUUUGGAGCGAACCACCAGCUCAGAUCUGGUGCUUCAGAACUACCACAUCCCAGCUGGGACCUUGGUCCACAUGCAUCUGUACCCAAUGGGCCGAAACCCCGCGCUGUUCCCCAAUCCUGAGCGCUACAUCCCCCAACGCUGGCUGGACAGCCAACUGCCCUUCCACCAUCUGGCCUUUGGCUUCGGGGUGCGCCAGUGUCUGGGCCGGCGCUUGGCAGAGGUGGAGAUGCUGCUUCUGCUGCACCACGUGCUGAAAUCCUUCCAGGUGGAGACACUAGUCCAGGAGGAUGUGAAGCUGGUGUACCACUUCGUUUUGAGACCCGCCUCCUGUCCCCUCCUCACUUUUCGGCCUGUCAACUAGUCACAUCUGCGCACUGAGGGUGCCAGCCCCACCACCAGCCUCCCUCUGCCCUGACCCCAGCCCACCUCUCUUCUGUCCCAAGGGCUCUGCUUCCUGGGCCCCAACACGGUCCAGCCAGCCCCUGGCCCAGUGGACUGGCCCAAGCUCCAGGGCAGGACAGGACUUGCCGGGCUGUGCAGCAAAGCCAGGACGCACUGAGGAGGAUCUUGGUGGCAAGUCCAGGCUUUGUUGCCAGCCUCACCGAGCAGUCUGCUGGGACAUGUUCCGCAGCCCGCUUGGCAGCAGCUCCUGCUCCUCCUGGCCAUCAAGUGGCCUCUGAUGAUGCCUCCCCCCAUUGGUUUCCUGUGCAGCCCCAUUUUCCCUGUCCUCUUAUACUACCCCCCCUUAAUGUAUGUGCAUGAUUUGAGAGACAGGAGGAGGAACCCAGCAUCUGAGGGAUCAGGUUGACCUCAUUUUUGGCCUCCAUUCCGCAGCAGCUCAUGAGUGAAAUAGCUCUGCACACCCAUCACCAUGGAGCAUCACCUGUAGUGCCUAAUGCAAUAUCCUCAUGGUGGCUUAACCCUGCACAUUCCCAUUGGCGAGGAUAGAAAUCUGAGUCUGAACAGGAUGUAACUGGACAUGUCACCAGUGUCAGUUUCUGGAUUCAAAAGUGACAUAACAAGAUAUCUCUUCCCCUGUGGGCAGAACGGAGCAGUGGCACAGCCACUUUGAGAAACUGCCUUGCUAUUCCUCCAGGAGUAUAUGUGGAGGUCCUAGCAGACCCUACAUCUUCACCCUAGGCUUGUACCCAGAGGGCCCAAGGUCACAUGAGAGCUUCUGUAGCUGUUGAUGGUAAUGUUACAAAGGUGCAGAAACUCCAGUGUCCAUCAGAAGGGAUCCACAAAAUAUGUGUGGCAUUCAUCCAGUGAGACAUGACUCAGGCAUAAAAGUGAAGAACUAGCACAUCUGCAUGGGUGAGCCCUGAAAACACCAUGCUAACCGGAAGAAGUGGGUGACACAAUGUCACACGUUAUAAACUCCAUUCCUAGCACAUGUCAGGAUUGGAAACCCAUAGAUAGAAAACAGGCAGCACUGGUGGCCUGGGUGGGUAAUGGGUGUGGUGUUUAUUUUUGAGGUCACAUAAGUGUUCCAAACUGGACUGUGGUGAUGACUGGUGAAUCUGUGAAUGUACAAAACAUUCCUCAAUUCUACACAGAAUUGGUGGGUUGCAUGGUGUGUGAUAACAUCUCACUAAAGUUACAGAGCAUAAGAAGUGCCUAGAGGAACAAAAGCAGCUCACCUGAUGAAACCACAGAGGAAUUCCUGAAUUUGCAGGGAGGCAGAAAAGAGCAGCAGCCUCACUGCAGAACCUGAGGACUUGCAGGGAAACCAGCAUUCAGGCACGUUUCCAACCAACAGCAUUUUCCUUUAUUUUGCUCUUACAACAAGGCAUGAAGGGGCCAACGGGAGGCCUGACACAGCGUCUCCAAGAGAGAACAGCAGCAUUCUGAGCAACAGGGGAAGAUGAAUGGACCUCCAAGAGGCCAUCUCAAGUCACUGUAUUACUGACGAUGAUAGAAGCAAAGCUCAGGAAAAAUUUUGGUUCCCCCAAAUAUGCAGACCCUUCUAGUAGAUCCUCCUCAAUUAUUUCCUUACCAGUGGUUCCUUCUCCACAUUAGAAGGUUCUCCAAAAUUGCAUGUCAUCCCACUACAACAUUGAAUAAAUCGAAGCUGUUAAUCC